UCUUCCCCCCACCCCCUCUGUCUCUUCUUUGCAUGUCUGUGUGUCCAAGGGGAGGAAGAAAGAAAGAAAAGAGGGAGGGGAGGAAGGAGAGGGAGCGAGAGAGAGACAGCCUGAUUCUGUGUGCUUAGAGCUGCCACCUCAACAUGGUGUAACCCUCCUUCCUGCAGUGAGUCAACACAAGGCACAGAGGUGGGAAGAGCAAUAAAAGGAAAAAAGGGGGUAACGAGGAGCAGCAGCACCCCCCCUCCAGCGGCAGACAACUCCCUCCAGCCCCCCCAAAUGAGGAGUUUGAGAGCAGCCAGGAGAUCGUGAAGGAAGAUAGGAGCUUGCCCUGCUGUUGUCUGGAUCCGGGGAGGGAGAGGGGUCUGGCCGGACUACUAAGGAGAAGAGGAAGGGGCGACCAUGGCCAACGAUUCGCCUGCAAAAAGUCUGGUGGACAUAGAUCUCUCCUCUCUGAGGGAUCCUGCAGGGAUCUUUGAACUGGUGGAAGUGGUGGGCAAUGGCACUUAUGGACAAGUCUAUAAGGGUCGGCAUGUCAAAACAGGCCAGCUUGCAGCUAUUAAAGUCAUGGAUGUUACGGAGGAUGAAGAAGAGGAAAUAAAACUGGAAAUCAAUAUGCUGAAAAAAUAUUCUCAUCACCGAAACAUUGCUACUUAUUAUGGUGCUUUCAUAAAGAAGAGCCCUCCGGGCCAUGAUGACCAACUUUGGCUUGUGAUGGAGUUCUGUGGUGCUGGCUCGAUUACUGACCUAGUGAAGAAUACAAAGGGGAAUACUCUGAAAGAAGACUGGAUUGCUUAUAUUUCCCGUGAGAUACUUAGGGGCUUGGCGCACCUCCACGCGCAUCACGUGAUUCACAGAGAUAUCAAAGGGCAGAACGUUCUGCUGACUGAGAACGCAGAGGUGAAGCUUGUGGAUUUCGGGGUCAGCGCACAGCUGGACAGAACUGUGGGGAGGAGGAAUACAUUUAUUGGUACUCCUUACUGGAUGGCUCCUGAGGUUAUUGCCUGCGACGAAAACCCAGAUGCUACUUACGAUUACAGAAGUGACCUUUGGUCUUGUGGCAUUACAGCUAUUGAGAUGGCAGAAGGUGCUCCUCCUCUUUGUGACAUGCAUCCUAUGAGAGCUUUGUUCCUUAUUCCGAGAAAUCCACCCCCUCGGCUGAAAUCUAAGAAAUGGUCAAAAAAGUUUUUCAGUUUUAUAGAAGGCUGCCUUGUGAAAAAUUACAUGCAGCGUCCUCCAACUGAGCAACUACUUAAGCACCCUUUUAUAAGGGACCAGCCAAAUGAGCGGCAAGUGAGAAUCCAGCUCAAAGAUCAUAUCGACAGGACCAGGAAGAAGAGGGGAGAGAAAGAUGAAACAGAAUAUGAAUACAGUGGAAGUGAAGAGGAAGAAGAGGAAGUGCCUGAACAGGAAGGAGAGCCAAGCUCCAUUGUCAACGUGCCUGGGGAAUCCACACUUAGACGUGAUUUCCUGAGACUCCAGCAGGAGAACAAGGAGCGCUCUGAAGCCUUGCGGAGACAGCAGCUGUUGCAGGAGCAACAGCUCAGAGAGCAGGAGGAAUACAAGAGACAGCUCUUGGCAGAGAGACAGAAGCGUAUAGAACAGCAGAAAGAGCAAAGGAGGCGACUUGAAGAGCAACAAAGAAGAGAACGUGAGGCUCGAAGGCAGCAGGAACGGGAACAAAGAAGGAGAGAGCAGGAAGAGAAAAAGAGAAUGGAAGAGAUGGAAAGACGACGAAAAGAAGAGGAAGAAAGACGAAGAGGAGAAGAAGAGAAAAGACGAGUAGAAAGAGAACAGGAAUAUAUACGGCGACAGCUGGAAGAGGAGCAGAGGCACUUGGAAAUCCUUCAGCAGCAGCUGCUACAGGAGCAGGCCAUGUUACUGGAAUACAGGUGGAGGGAAAUGGAAGAGCAUCGCCAAGCAGAAAGGCUUCAGCGCCAACUGCAACAGGAGCAGGCGUAUCUCAUGUCUCUCCAGCAUGAUCAUCGCCAGCAACCACCACAGCAGCAACUGCAGCAGCCGCAACCCCAGCAGCCUCCGCUACAGCAACAGGAAAGGAGCAAGCUGCCUUACCAUGGUCCCGAGUCUAAAGCUUACUAUGACCAGGCUGAACGAGUUCGAGAAGCAGAAGAGCGUCAUAGGAAAGCUAUCCAGGGUUCUCCUGAAGCACAGUCUAAACCAACAGGGAGAGUUUUAGAACCACCAGUGCCUUCAAGAUCGGAGUCAUUUUCCAAUGGAAAUUCUGAGUCUGUUCAGAGUGGCAUGCACAGGCCAGUGGAACCUCAGGUACAAUGGUCUCAUCUGGCAUCCCUCAAGAACAAUGUUUCCCCUGUCUCGCGUUCCCAUUCCUUCAGUGACCCUUCUCCCAAAUUUGCACCUCACCACCUUCGAUCUCAGGACCCACACCCACCUUCACGCAGUGAAGUCCUAACUCAGAGCUCUGACCCUAAGUCUGAGGUACCUGAGCCCAACCAAAGGGCAUGGGCUCGAUCAGACAGUGAAGAGGUGCCUCCAAGGGUCCCUGUAAGGACAACGUCAAGAUCCCCUGUGUUAUCCCGUAGAGACUCCCCGCUGCAGGGCAGUGGCCAGCAGAACAGCCAAGCUGGACAAAGGAACUCCACAAGCAAUAUUGAGCCUAGACUGCUUUGGGAAAGGGUAGAGAAGCUGGUGCCCAGACCAGGUAGUGGCAGUUCUUCUGGAUCAAGUAACUCUGGGUCUCAGGCAGGGUCUCAUCCCGGCUCUCAGAGUGGAUCCGGGGAGCGUUUCCGCAUGAGAUCUUCAUCUAAGUCAGAAGGGUCCCCGUCUCAGCGUCAAGAAAAUGCAGCCAAAAAGCCUGAAGAGAAGAAGGAAACCCUGAGAUCUAACAAGCCUGCGGGAGAGGUGGACCUAACUGCUUUGGCAAAGGAGCUUCGUGCUGUGGAGGAUGUGCGGCCUCUGCAUAAAGUAACAGAUUACUCGUCAUCUAGUGAAGAGUCUGGCACUACUGAUGAGGAAGAUGAUGACAUGGAACAGGAAGGAGCAGAUGAGUCCACAUCUGGACCUGAGGAUGCUAGAGCCAUGUCAUCUUUGAAUUUGAGCAAUGGAGAGACAGAGUCGGUGAAAACCAUGAUUGUCCACGAUGAUGUGGAGAGUGAACCUGCCAUGACUCCUUCCAAAGAAGGCACUUUAAUCGUCAGACAGAGUACAGUUGACAAAAAGCGUGCCAAUCAACUUGAGAGCAAUGGCUUUGCCGGUCGCAUUCACCUCUUGCCAGAUCUCUUACAGCAAAGCCAUUCCUCCUCCACCACUUCUUCCCCAACCUCAAGUCAACCGACACCUACCAUGUCCCCACAGACACCCCAGGACAAGUUAACUGCUAAUGAGACCCAAUCCGCAAGUAACACACUUCAGAAACACAAAUCUUCCUCCUCGUUUACGCCUUUCAUAGACCCUCGGUUAUUGCAGAUUUCACCGUCUAGUGGUACAACUGUUACCUCAGUGGUGGGAUUUUCCAGUGAAGGGCUGAGGCCAGAUGCUAUGAGGCAAGAUCCUACCAGGAAAGGAUCAGUUGUUAAUGUUAAUCCCACAAAUACAAGGCCACAGAGUGACACACCUGAGAUACGCAAAUACAAGAAGAGAUUUAAUUCUGAGAUUUUAUGUGCAGCUUUGUGGGGAGUUAAUUUGUUAGUGGGCACUGAAAGUGGACUAAUGUUGUUGGAUCGAAGUGGCCAGGGAAAAGUGUACCCUCUAAUCAACAGAAGACGAUUUCAGCAAAUGGAUGUGCUAGAAGGCCUUAAUGUACUGGUUACAAUAUCAGGAAAAAAGAACAAACUCCGAGUAUAUUAUUUAUCCUGGUUGAGAAAUAAAAUUCUUCACAAUGACCCGGAAGUUGAGAAGAAACAAGGAUGGACAACUGUGGGUGAUUUGGAAGGCUGUGUGCACUACAAAGUUGUAAAAUAUGAACGCAUCAAGUUUUUGGUUAUUGCUUUAAAGAGUUCAGUGGAAGUCUAUGCUUGGGCACCAAAGCCAUAUCACAAAUUCAUGGCCUUUAAGUCUUUUGGAGACUUGGUACAUAGGCCACUGCUGGUAGACCUGACUGUAGAAGAAGGACAGAGGCUCAAAGUAAUCUAUGGAUCAUGCGCAGGAUUCCAUGCUGUAGAUGUGGACUCGGGAGCUGUCUACGAUAUAUAUCUACCAACUCAUAUCCAAAGCAGCAUUCAGCCACAUGCAAUCAUUAUUCUCCCAAAUACCGAAGGGAUGGAACUGCUGGUUUGCUAUGAAGAUGAAGGAGUUUAUGUCAAUACCUAUGGCAGAAUCACAAAAGAUGUGGUUCUACAGUGGGGAGAAAUGCCUACAUCAGUUGCAUAUAUUCGAUCUAACCAGAUAAUGGGAUGGGGCGAAAAAGCAAUUGAGAUACGAUCUGUAGAAACUGGCCAUUUGGAUGGAGUAUUUAUGCACAAACGGGCACAGCGGCUCAAGUUCUUGUGCGAGCGGAAUGAUAAGGUCUUCUUUGCUUCUGUGCGAUCUGGUGGAAGCAGCCAAGUGUAUUUUAUGACCUUGGGCAGGAGUUCUCUGCUGAGCUGGUAGAAAGAGCAUGAAAGGAAUGGCUGAUACCUCCCCUACAUUCUUCAUAAUCUCCGUAACUUGAAAUCAUCUACAACUGGAGUACAAACCCGCGCACUGAUGUUUUUCUAUUUGAAAGAUUUGUUAAGAGAUGGAGUUUGCAUUAAUUUAGUAAAAUGUUAUGUACCUAAUUUAGGGGAGAUGAUUACAGGAUCUUUAUGCAGCUUGCAAGGCAGCUAGUGCUGUACUGUAUUGCCUUUUGUUGGGUGCUAAUACAUCUAAGAUUUGAAAUUUAACAACACAACAAACAAACAAAAAAAAAAACCAGCAGGGUUUUACGAAUGCUGAUGCUUCCUGUUUAAAAUUUAAAAGCAGAUUUGUCAAAUGAGAAAUAGAAAAGCAUAUCCCAGUAAAAGCACCUUGUGCAAUGAAAUUGGUUUAACACAAGAGGGCAGACCAGGAGAACUAUAGCCAGCUUUAACAAUGCACAGCCUGGCAAUUUUUUUCUAAUUCUUUGAUUUAUUUAAUUUAGGUUUUUCCCUUUUUUUUUUUUUUUUUU
Spea bombifrons (plains spadefoot toad) is the source of this 5101-nucleotide messenger RNA. It is a transcript of the gene MAP4K4, whose product is annotated as mitogen-activated protein kinase kinase kinase kinase 4. The record is from RefSeq and is a predicted model, not a curated record. Gene Ontology annotation, biological process: protein phosphorylation. The coding region runs from base 403 to 4566 and encodes 1387 amino acids. Lineage: Eukaryota; Metazoa; Chordata; Amphibia; Anura; Pelobatidae. Gene Ontology annotation, molecular function: protein kinase activity; ATP binding. The transcript is spliced from 33 exons.